CCUGUAGGUGAAUUGACAUUUGUUCCUUUUACACGUCCCUCCUUUGCUCGUUCCCGGAACGAAAUUGGAAUAUUAACGUCUCAUUGCCUCCCCAGCCCGCACCCCCCUCGACCACGAAAUGGACUGAACGCAGAGAAUUCACGACGCAGGCCUCAUUUCUGUUUCAAUUACCACCGCGGCCCCCUCUGGACAACUUAAAAAAUCCAGGAUGCUGGUGGCUAUGGCCAAUUGCCAGCCCCAGCCGGCACAACCCCCCACCCUCCCUGAACACAAAAAAACGGGCGCAUUCCAUUCCAGCUGAUAUAUAGGUGGACAAUUGAGAACUGCUGAGCGUAGAAAACCAUAAAUUAGAUCAGAGUCCAGGGUCGCGAUGGUUAAAAUAUGAUUGAAACUUUGUCAUGACAGAAUAUUACUGAUCAAUCAUCCGUUGGCUACUUUAAUCGGUUUCCGAGAGAAAUUUUAAAGAAAUAUACUGUAGGCAAGUGCGUAUAUAUCAGGCUAGUUUAUACAUAAGUGGACACUUAUUACAAUAACACUUUAAAGAUUGGACUUUAAACUCGUAGGGAGGUACGUCAAAGCAUACAAAAUGACCAACAAUUUGAAGAUGGAUAAAAAUGACGUGGGCUCAGGGCGGACACCCCUACCGCCUGCCUGCGGCCUCUACCUGCUCUUCUGCUGUUCGUGGUUCUACCUGGGGCCGGACUUGGCCCAUGCCCGCGACUUCACAGCCCAUGACGUAGUCAAGCUGUACCCUUCGACAACACCGCACCCGGGUGGAUUUAAAUGCUUCACAUGUGAAAACGCCAGAGAUAACUUUGAGUGCAAUCGCUGGGCUCCUGACACGUACUGUCCAAAAGAGAGCGAAUACUGCCACACGCGGCACGUGAUGGCCAUGGAUGGCCGAGAGAGCGUGCUGGUCAGCAAGAGGUGUUCCCAGCUCAGAGACUGCCUGCCUGUGGGAUGCCAGCGCAUAAGCAACGGGUGGAUCGAGUGUCUUUCAUGCUGUGAAGGGUCCAUCUGCAAUCUGCCUGUGCCAUACAAUGACUCACAAGCAAUAUUCGUGACCAUCUCACUGAGCAGUCGGGUCACACCAGUGGUAGCACACCUUCAGGGAGUCUAUGGAGGCUACCUUGCUUGGCUGUGGGUUUAUACUAUAAUGCUGGAAUCAAAUACUUGGUGAUAAACUCUCUGCACCAUUAUCAAAGUAUAAAAAAAUAUAUACUUAAAACUGAGAUGUGCAUUUAUCUAAUAUUAAAGUUGUACUUUUUGCACACCCACAUAACUAGACAUACAUUUAAGUGCGGCAAACUUUCAUCCCCGUGCUCUGGGGAAUCUAAACAGCAGACACCAUUCUCCCAUAAAGUAAUACAGUAUUCAGAAUUAAUUCAAUCCACAUAAUGAAAGUAACACUUAAAUAAAUACAUCUCUCGAUUAACUGCAAAACAGAUGUUUUAUUUCACAGCUGUAUUUAAUAUACAGUUGAAUCGUUUAAAGCUGCAGUAAAUAUGAAACCACACAACAAAGCAUCAACACCUUGCCUUGGAACAUUAAUCUUUGGUUCUUUCGGUAAAGUUACGUGACUUUACUGUCACGUGACUUUGUAGCCAACAUUUUCAUGGAGAAAUAAGAGACUAACGCCAUCCAGUCUGCCACUCUGCGCCCAACCUUAUGGAAGAGGUACGUGGAUGACACUUUUGUCAUCUGGCCACAUGGCCGGCCUGCUCUAGACCAAUACCUCGACCACAUCAAUUCCAUACACCCACCCAUCAGAU
Messenger RNA from Petromyzon marinus (sea lamprey), 1772 nucleotides. Its product is annotated as ly6/PLAUR domain-containing protein 6-like. Gene Ontology annotation, biological process: positive regulation of canonical Wnt signaling pathway. The record is from RefSeq and is a predicted model, not a curated record. NCBI's taxonomy places the organism in Eukaryota, Metazoa, Chordata, Hyperoartia, Petromyzontiformes, Petromyzontidae. Gene Ontology annotation, molecular function: acetylcholine receptor inhibitor activity.